UUCCUCCGGAAAGCUGCAGUGUAACACACCCCGCGCAUGCUCCCUUCGGCUCUUCCUGUUAGCUUGCCGCUGCUAAAGUUUGUGCCAGUAAAGUAGCGGUAGUUGUGAUUUGUCUCUCGGGACAGUUCGCGAUUUUUGCGAUCGUGACAUCAGCGCAGCGAUGUGAGUUCGUACGGAGAUAACAAACUAAAACAGUCAACCCCACUUCCGCGUUAGCGUGCCACUCGUUUGUCUCGGUGUAGCCUGUUAGCCAGUUAGCCGAACAACGGCGGGCGACGCUGCCGUUUAACUGCGAAACUUUUCUGCGUGGCACAUCGAUCACGACGCGUGUCGCGGAACCGCGCGCGAACCGCACGAGGCGAUUCGACGACAACAACGCCCAUCUUCUCCACCGCAGGACAUGCGCCACGUUAGCCGAGCGGAGCUAACGGCUAACGCGUGCGUUUGACCGUCCCGCUCGCAGCGAGGAUGGACAGAGACCUGUUGAGACAGUGUCUCGUGUUUCACGGCGAGUCCCUGUUCAACAAACUGAAAUGUGAGCAGACAGAGAACCCGGACUUCCAGGCCGUGGUGCCCGAGCUGUGCAAAGUCACGAGCGAGAGCAGGGGGGAAGAGCAGGGCAGUCCCCUUGUGGAGCAGUUCAUUGCAAGAAAGGCUGACAUCCUGUUCUGUCCGUCAUGGAAGACCACAACUCCUCAAGACGAGGAGCAUGAGGAGCAGGAGGAGGAGGCUGCAGAGCCCUAUGCCAUCAUGCCACCACUGGAGCUAUUCAUGGAGGUGUCGUACGAGGAGAGAAGAUCCAUGCUGUACAGAGACUUGGAAAAGGGAGACAUUGUGGUGGGGAGGAUCAACAACAUUAGAGAAUACGGCUUCUUUCUCACUCUGCUGUGCAUGGCAGGAGGACUGAAGAGGGACAUAGAAGACCUAGAGUUGUCUGCUCUGUGUCACAUCAGAGAAAUUCCCUCCACCGGCAACCAUGAUGAUCCUCUGUCCUACUACCAGAUUGGGGACUUCAUCAGAGCCGGAGUGAAAGACAUUGACCGCUACCAGGAGAAAGUCACGAUCUCCCUCCAACAGACGUCUCUGUCUCCCAGCUUGGAGCACCUCAAACUGGGCGUCAUCACCCGAGAGGAGCUGCCCGUACACUACAGUCGCAGCCUCCGUGCAGCCAGCGACUCCACCGAGACGUAUGAGUGCAUUCUGAGGCGCUGCCAUGGUUACCACAACCCCUCUGUCGUGGACUACCUGCUGGAGAAGGUGCGGAUCAGCGACAUCCACCCACCAUCAAUGAUGAGAGGACUACAGAGUAAACUUUUCCAGGAGGAAGAUUUUGCCUCUUCCAUCAGGAAGAAACAAUCUGCAUCCUGGGCCUUGAAGUGUGUUCGUGCAGGCGUGGACCACUUCAAACACGGUCGACAUGUGGAAUCUAUGAAUGAAUAUAACAAGGCUUUGGAGAUUGACACCAACAAUGUAGAAGCACUGGUGGCACGUGGAGCUCUGUACGCUAACAAAGGCGGCAUCAUGAAGGCUAUUACAGAUUUUGAACAGGCUCUGGAAAACUGUCCAGAUCACCGCAACGCCAGGAAGUACCUCUGCCAGACACUGGUGGAGAGAGGGAAACAGCUUGAAGAACAGGAGAAACUAGUAACAGCGGAGGGACUGUAUCGGAGAGCGUUGUCUCUGGAUGACUCAAACCCUGAGGCACAAGAGGCCCUGCACAAGAUCACAGACACGAUACAGAAAUCAAUUCGCCUGCGAGAAGAAGCGCUGGCUAAGGAGCAGGUGAAAAUUAAGAGCCAGACCAGCGCUGAGAAAUUGCGUAAGAUCUUAAAAGAAGAGAAGAGAAUGAAGAAAAAGCGGAAGAGGUCUGCGUCUUCCUCGUCUUCAUCCUCCGCUUCCUCCAGGGACUCCUCUGCUUCCUCAUCGUCCUCCUCCUCCCGUAGGAGGUCCAAAAAGAAGAAAAAGAAGCGUAGGAAGUCUGAGCGUGGAAGUAAACGCCGCAGUAGGAUCUCCUCAAGGGGGAGCAGGGGGAGUGAGGAGGGUAAGAGUGAGAGAAAUGGGAGGGAGGAUGAGGUGGAGUGGUAUCCCGCACCUCCUAACACCUCCGCCACCUUUCUCAACCAGAAGGGAGGCCCGGGGUUUGGAAAGGGGGGUGAGGAGGAUGUAGAGGAGAAGAUCGGUGAAAGAAGCAUCUCUCAGCUUUAUUCUUUGUCGGCAGCCUCAGAUAACGAAGAGUCAGACUCCUCACGUAGAGAAAUCAAGAGAAGGGACAGCAAGGAGAGCAGGACGAGGAGAAGGAAGAGCAGUGUGAGCAGAAGCCCAGACAGAAAGGAUAGAGGGAGCAGAAGUAGUGAAAGGAAGGAUAAAUACAGGGAGAGAGAGAAGGAAGAUAAACAGAGGAACAGUGACUCCAAGAGGAGAAGUAGCUUAGAUGAGAACAGGAAGCGAAAAGUAUCGUGCUCAUCAGCGGACUCGGAGUAUUCACGGAAAUCCAGUGUCCGAUCUGGAUAUUCUGGAAACUCUGCUUCCAAACAGCUGGAGAACAGGUCAAAGAGGAACUCCUUCGAUGGCAGAAGGUAUGACAACAGAGAGAGGGAGGACACGUGUGAGGUAGAAGAGGUGAAAAGAGAGAAGGAACGUAGACGGGGGGGAGCGGAGGAAGACUGGAGCAGGUCAGAGGGAGGAUUCAGUAAAAAAUCAGAAAGUGACGAACAGAGAAGUGUUUCUGGGGAGAGGUCAAAGAAAGCCCUCCCUACGAACCUCCUUGAUAUUUUCAAUCAGAUCGCACAGUUUGAGAAGCACAAAGGAGCUGGGCCCAAAAAAUAACUUCAAAACAAAAGCCCAGAAAAGGCCAAAAUACAAGUGUGAAAAAAAGAAAUGGUUGGUUGAAUGUGAAGUUAGUGUUCGUUUUGGCAAACGGAGUAAAUUUAAUUUGAAAAUGUGAAAUGAUGGUGGAUUUGGGGCCUGUAGUAAACUGUAAUGUUUUUGUCGGAUAAAAUGUUCAUCUGAAGAGAUUAAAACAAUGAAUAAAUAAUAGAAAAUAAUAUCUUAAAAUGUGAUAUCAUCACUUUACUGUUGCUGAUGAUAAGUGAAAAUUCAUUCAUUUCUACUUGAUAUAUCAUAUUUAAAGAUAACGAGACGAAUUACGGUUUAAAUAUCAAUGACUACAUAUAUUGAGUAUUUAGUCAAUAUCAUAAAUUAGCUUAAAGCUGCUGCGUUAGUUGUCGUGUGUGUUUCACAUCAGUUGCUACAGGCUUUAAUAUCUUUUGCUUUUUUUGUUCAUCUCAAAUUGAGACUUUUCUGUCAAAGGUUAUAUAUGUGAGAUUUUCUGCCACUAGAUGUCGCACUCCCACCAGCACGUGUCGUACCUCCGCCCUCCCCUCCACCAGAAGCAAAACUGAAUACAGUGGAAAAUUAGUGAAACGCGGUGGAAAUGAUUUCAGGGCCGAGGACGCUCCCGCAGCUCCGAGCGCUGCACGUGCUCAGUGGGCAUGAGUGGCCAAAAUGUCAUGUAUACAACCUUUAAGAAGAUUCUGCCUCGUGUCCAUCUGUCCGUUCUUUUUGUGGCUUGUUAAACGUCGUCCCAGACAACUUGUUAGUCCCGCUGUACUUUUUCAGCUUUAUACAAUACAGAUGUUCCAGUUGUGUGCCAACACAUUUUCUGUUGUGGUAAAAAUGAACUCGAUGAAUAAAGCGUUUAAAAUGUCGAAACUA
Paralichthys olivaceus (Japanese flounder) is the source of this 3714-nucleotide messenger RNA. NCBI's taxonomy places the organism in Eukaryota, Metazoa, Chordata, Actinopteri, Pleuronectiformes, Paralichthyidae. The record is from RefSeq and is a predicted model, not a curated record.